This is a messenger RNA of Physella acuta, 1309 nucleotides long. RefSeq lists its product as uncharacterized. NCBI's taxonomy places the organism in Eukaryota, Metazoa, Mollusca, Gastropoda, Physidae. The record is from RefSeq and is a predicted model, not a curated record.
GAGAAGAAGUCCCAGCGAUCGAGACGAAACGGACGUCCGAGAGAAGAGAAAUCUGAUUUCUCGCUUAGAUCCUACAUUUACCCGGCAACUAAAAAACCCAAAAGAUAUCACCGGCGUGAUGUUUCCAACAACAGUGGUCGUGGGUCGUACAGGUCGUUGGAAGAGGUCGAUAGACGGUCGAGGGGUCGAGAAUUUGGAGUGAAGAAAAGGCCAGGAGAUCCUGCUUUGCGAGCUCUUAUGCCAUAGGCUUGGGAGUUCAGGGGACUAUAUCAGAAACAUCUGCGUAGAAUAAAAAAGAAAAUAUUAUUAGUUCGUUGAACACAUUCGAGUUAAGCACAAACAUUCAUUGAAAAUGAUGUCCGUCAAGUUCCCCCCGCCUGUUAAAGGUAAAAAAAAGAAAGACGAGGACAUCAUGGGGAUCAUCACGGACGACGGGGAGGCCCUGGAGACGCUGAGAAAAACGAACAAGCUCCCCCAGAACCGCUACCAGUCCCUGUCCGUCCUGAUUGACGAUACCAGACGGCCGCCCAUUAGCCAAAACGAGGCUCUCUUCCAGUUUGGCUCGUACGAUGUCAAAACCCGCCUCCACCCGCCCGUGUCGAACCUGGGCACGUUCAAGUCGACCAAGACGUCGGUUAUUCAAGGUCCACCGUUGAGGAUCCCACCUGUGCCUUUUGAUGAGAUGUUUCCGCCUCUAGACUCAGGGCGCCCAGCUCGUCACCCACACAACGGCACUGUCUACCCCGUACGUCACGCCAGCGAGCCCCCCUACACGACCCCUGGGUACGAGGCCCCGGGCAUCAAGCAGCCCGUCGGCGUCGUCAGGCUUCCCAAAGUCAAGGCUAAGCCAAGCAUGGGUUGGGCGAUGGGCGCGCAGGUCGAACUCCCCACAUGGGUCUCGCCCCUGUACAAACCCUACGGCAUCGCUGGUCCAUACGGCCCCAACGGUCCAUUUUAUAGAGCUCCAAUGGAAUCCUGCGAACCCCACAUCCCUCGGGGAAUCAGGGGCGUUUAUCCUUUAAUGAGGAAAUACGCCAAGAAGAUUAAGCGCCCGAAAUUCCCAAAAAUACCUUUCCCGAGAAUACCUCUCCCGAAAAUCUCCCUUCCCGGCUUUUUGAAACCCAAGGAGAAACCGCCGGUGAAGCCCGAAGCGAAACCGGAAGACGCCGAAGCCACUGCAGAGGGAGAAAAGAAAGAAGAGGGAGAAAAGAAAGAAGAGGGAAAGAAAGAAGAGGGAAAGAAAGAAGGGGAAAAGAAAGAAGGGGGAAAGAAAGAAGGGGAAAAAGAAGGCUCCACAGCAGGCGAUUAA